ACAACCAAACACCUCAUAGCAUAAAAAUACUCUAGCAUUCCUUUAAAUCAUGGUAUUGCUUAUAAACUACAAAAAUACUUCACUCUCGAACAUGCCCUUACAUGUUUCUAUGAUACAAAAAUGCAUAUGCGUGGGAACUAACGAGUUAGACUGUCUUCAGGAGCUUACUCGUCUCUAUAUUCAAACUUCACUCUGCAAACGGUAUAGUAUACAAUACAAAACAAUGUUUUAGGUGACCAUAUAGGUGAACUGUUGGAAACGGUCUUAGACAUUGAAAUCUCGAUUCUUAUAGCAAGAAUCUUGGUUCGAAUGCAAGGACAAGAGACACCCGAUCCCUUCUCGUCCUCCGCGGCUUCAUGAUUGUCGUCUACUUCCGCUGCCUCAACCAACACCAAGGAUUGGCGCGACAUCUACAUAGUCUCCUCUUGAUAUGCACAAUAAAUUUAUGAGCUCCUCUUAGUCCGCAUAACAACCAUAUGAACUCAUUCUUUACCUCUCCGGCACAAUGAUCUGAUUACAACCGUGUACAAACUUGAAUUGGAUCACCAACAAACUCUCUGACUGAUCGUCGUACUCUUGAUCAUCACCAAACUGUCUAGAACAUGUCGACCACCGAGAGUAACAAGCACAAACUUUUCACUUGAUCUAAUCAAGGCUAGUGAGAACAGUAGGUGCACACUAACUAUUCUCAACACGCUAAUGAAAUCGCUAAUCGAGUGAUUAUCAACUCUAAAAUCCUUCAUUAGACAAAGGCUCUUCCUCACACACAAAUGAGUUUCUUCAACGGUUAGAAUGGGCAAGAGAGCUUAGAGAAUGUAAGAGUUGACUGUAUAUUUGUAACCUCUAACCGGUCAAAUAGCGGUUACAUUACUAUAGAAAAAAGUUAUGGCCCCUCAAACGUUGGAUAACUAAGAGUCGAACCAUUCUUCUCGGUUUGAUAAGACAUAAAAGUUAUUAUGUCCCUUUUUGUGUGGCGUUAGAGUAUACUAUAUAUAGCGCAUGAUCAAGAGUACCAGAUUAGGACUCAAUGGUUUGUCGCCAUGUUCACAGGAUUUGACGCUCCUGUAGGAAAAACCCUAGUGAUCAUAGUUGCAUUAGAUGGUUUGACAACACUCGUUCGACCAAUCCGAUUCGUUGGAGCUCUUUAGUGUGAGACUCAUUCGUAAUAGUUUGACGAUAUGUUUAUAGGAUAUAUUUAUAGGAUUCGACUAUCAUGCUCUCUCUGUCAUUCCACGUGUAUGAAUCUGACUCUUAGGGUCCGCCUGUUCAAAACCUAUCAAAAACUUUCAAAUUCUACAUAUUUUAAUGGGUUUGCUUAAAAUAACUUCGGUGUACUAUAGCAUCAUGCUAAACAUUCAUAAAAUUACAUUGUUCUGUGUGCGCGCGUGAAGAAUGGCCGUUGUGCCCUCGUUCGCUGACAGAAGAGAGAGAAUCGUGCAGGAGGGCCACGUCCGCGCCACAUGAACCCGAGAAAUUUGCCAUUAUGAAACACGGAGGGUUUGGCUUCGACGAAAUGGAGGUCUAGGAGAGGGUUUCUCCCUUAUGAAACAGCUGGGCAUAGCCAACCCUCUAAAAUGGACAUGACUACACCAUUUACAGGUUUAGGUCAGUAUUAUUCUCGUUGACACCGGGUUCCGUCCCCCUGCGCCGUCGCCGUGAGCCCGUGGAGAUGUCGAGCCCGUGAGUUGUCCUCCAUUGCCGUCGCGUCCUUCAAUCCUCUUCCUCCUCCAUUAGCCGGGCGCAGCAGCCUCCCACGAAGAGCCGCCGAUUGAAGAGAUUGAAGGGCGCCGGUGACGCCUGUCUGACCGAGCUACGACCCCUGCAGCCGACUCCGUUUAGGGGCCGAAUGAAGGUCUCCGCUUCUUCCCCACACGCCUGUCCGACACUUGGAUCGAGCAUUGUGGAUUUAGAGCUGUUCAAUGAUGCAAACAUAGGCAUAUCUGAAAAUCCAGGUCCCGUGAUGUCUUCACCACCGCCUUGUUCAAGUUCCUUACCGUUAGUUGCAUUUGGUGCAAAUAAAGUCAAUGAGGAAAAUGAAAAGGUACAAGACAAAUCGAGGUUAGAUUGGGAAUCUAUGGUACUAUGUGAUUUAUGGGAGGAGGAAGGGAGACGUGAUGUUGCAAGUGAGAUGGAGAUGUAUUGUAAUCUAGGACUCAAUGAGGGGGAAACGACAAAGGAAAAUGCAAGAGAUGCAGCCGUCAAUGAGGAGGGAAAGUCACAGGAAAAUACAAGUAAUUUGGAUCAAUCGGAGCCUAUGCAAGAGAAGGCAUUAAAAGAGUUGUUUGGCAGUUGGGAGGAGAGCUUCAAGCUACUAUUCUCUUGGCGGGAGGCAGUACUAGCUAUAGAACCUGAUAGCAUUGUAGAGAUUGAUGUGGUUGUAGAGGAUGGGAAAUACUAUUUCAACCGUUUUUUUUGUGCCCUAGGGCCGUGCAUAUCAGGUUUUAGGGAUGGUUGUAGACCAUACUUGAGUGUUGACUCGACUGCACUCAACGGAAGGUGGAAUGGACAGCUUGCUUCAGCAACCGGUGUUGACGGGCAUAAUUGGAUGUAUCCUUUAGCAUUUGGGUUUUUCCAAUCUGAGACAGUUGAUAGUUGGAUUUGGUUCAUGUCACAAUUGAAGAAGGCUGUUGGCGAACUUGAAGCACUGGCUAUCUGUUCGGACGCUCAAAAAGGGUUAAUGCAUGCAGUGACACAUUGUUUCCCUCAUGCUGAGAAGAGAGAGUGCUUCCGACAUCUCAUGGGCAAUUAUGUGAAAAGCUACUCAGGUUCUGAACAUAUGUAUCCAGCUGCAAGGGCAUACAGGAAAGAAGUGUUUGAGCACCAUGUAAGCCAAGUAAGAAGUGUUCCAAAGAUAGCUGAAUAUUUGGAUCUACAUCACAAAUUCCUUUGGUACAGGAGUGGUUUCGACCCAGCUAUUAAAUGUGAUUACAUAACAAACAACAUGGCUGAGGUUUUUAACAACUGGGUUAAGGAUCACAAGGACCUUCCAGUUUGUGACUUAGCUGAUAAGAUUAGGGAGAUGACUAUGGAGUUGUUUCAUAGAAGGAGAAGUAUAGGUGAAAGACUGCAGGGUUUGAUAUUGCCUUCUGUUUUGGAUACAUUGAAAUCUCAAACUAGAGGGUUGGGUCAUUUGUCAAUUGUCAAAAGCGACAAUUACUUGGCAGAAGUGAGAGAUAGUACAAAUUGUUUGACAAAACAUGUAGUGAAAGCAGAGUCGAGACAAUGUUCUUGUGAAGAGUGGCAACACACAGGAAAACCUUGUCAGCAUGGAUUGGCAGUGAUUAUUGCCCAGGAUGUAAGGAAUGUUGGUUUGGAGUACUUUGUCGAUGAUUAUUAUUCUGUUGAAAAGUUUAGAAAAGCUUACAUGCGAAGGAUUCCACCCAUUGGUGACCGUUCUUUUUGGCCGAAAGUGGAUAUUGCAAAUGAAGUAUUUGCUCCAAUGGCGAAAAGAGGGGUUGGGCGACAAAGGAAAAACAGAAUAAAGAGUUGUCUAGAGGGUGGUACUGCUAAAAAACGGAAGGGCGUGGAAAAUGCUCAAUGCACAACUAAGAUAAAAAGACAGUACACUUGCCCAAACUGUGGUCAACUAGGUCAUCGGAAAACCAGUUAUAAGUGCCCUUUAAAUGGAACCAAGAAAAGGAAGAGGAAGCCAAGAAAGAAUACUACGAAGAAUUGGAUCCCGAAAGAGUUGCGGACUUCUACAUCUCAAACUAGUGCUCCUAACGAAGAAACAACUAUUGUACCUCAAACUGCUCAAACUGUGGAUGCAGAAACAGUUGAAAUAGACCAUGGUAGCCAUGAAAAUGUCAGUGCAGAUGCAGCACUAGUCUGUGUGCAAACUCCUCCUACUUCUCCGGCACGGAGUGUCAAGUGGCUUGUUAAGAAAAUAACUCCGAGGAAAAACUUGAAGCGUGCUUCGACAAGGGAGUAGAACUACAGAUGGUGUAUUGUGCUCCCAGAAUUCGGAAUGUGCCAAGCUGUGUAUGUGCCCAGGCUGUGUAUGUGCGCAGUUUGUGUACUGUGCCCAGACUAGAAGCUGUAAUGUGAACAGAAUGUGCCCAGUUUUUUAGCCAGUUUAUGUAUGUGCCCAGACUUGAAGCUGUGUACUGUGCGCAGUUUAUGUAUGUGAUCCCGAAAGAGUUGCGGACUUCUACAUCUCAAACUAGUGCUCCUAACGAAGAAACAACUAUUGUACCUCAAACUGCUCAAACUGUGGAUGCAGAAACAGUUGAAAUAGACCAUGGUAGCCAUGAAAAUGUCAGUGCAGAUGCAGCACUAGUCUGUGUGCAAACUCCUCCUACUUCUCCGGCACGGAGUGUCAAGUGGCUUGUUAAGAAAAUAACUCCGAGGAAAAACUUGAAGCGUGCUUCGACAAGGGAGUAGAACUACAGAUGGUGUAUUGUGCUCCCAGAAUUCGGAAUGUGCCAAGCUGUGUAUGUGCCCAGGCUGUGUAUGUGCGCAGUUUGUGUACUGUGCCCAGACUAGAAGCUGUAAUGUGAACAGAAUGUGCCCAGUUUUUUAGCCAGUUUAUGUAUGUGCCCAGACUUGAAGCUGUGUACUGUGUACUUGAAGCUGUGUACUGUGCCCAGACCAGAUUUUUCAUCUCUUGUGAUCCCAGAAUGUUUAUGUAUGUGCUCCCAGAAGCUGUUUAGAAAGCUGCAAUGUGCUCCCAGAA
Zea mays is the source of this 4675-nucleotide messenger RNA. RefSeq lists its product as uncharacterized. The transcript is spliced from 5 exons. Gene Ontology annotation, molecular function: zinc ion binding. Lineage: Eukaryota; Viridiplantae; Streptophyta; Magnoliopsida; Poales; Poaceae. The record is from RefSeq and is a predicted model, not a curated record. Bases 1847 to 3931 code for a protein of 694 amino acids.